This is a messenger RNA of Ctenocephalides felis (cat flea), 706 nucleotides long. Its product is annotated as protein extra-macrochaetae-like. The transcript is spliced from 2 exons. The record is from RefSeq and is a predicted model, not a curated record. Gene Ontology annotation, biological process: negative regulation of transcription by RNA polymerase II; circadian regulation of gene expression; cell differentiation. Gene Ontology annotation, cellular component: nucleus; cytoplasm. Lineage: Eukaryota; Metazoa; Arthropoda; Insecta; Siphonaptera; Pulicidae. Gene Ontology annotation, molecular function: protein dimerization activity; transcription regulator activity. Bases 115 to 537 code for a protein of 140 amino acids.
UCGUCGUUGUGAGUGUCAGUGUUAUUGGAAUUAUUAUUAUUGAGUAGUGCUCAGUGUCAAAGGAUUUAUUAAAGUGCAGUAAUAAAAGGAUUUAUCUAUCCAUUACCUAUUACCAUGAAAGCAGUGACGGCAAUGUGUCCGAGCGGAGCCUCAGUCUCGCCCGUGGCCAACGGCAGAGUGUCGAGACCGCGCGACGGCGAAAACGCCGAAAUCCAAAUGUACAUCUCGAAGCUCAAAACGCUGGUGCCGUUCAUGCCGAAGAACAGAAAGAUCAGCAAACUGGAAGUUAUACAGAACGUCAUUUAUUACAUUUGUGACUUGCAAAAGGCUCUGGAAUCGAAUCCAGCAGUCAAUAACUUCGACCCUACGCCCAUCACCGGGGUACAGGGUUCACAGCCGGCCAGCCCCAGGCAACCCUUGGGGGUCAGGACUAGUCCCAACACGAUAUUACAGCCUUCCAGUCCAGGGGAAUCCAAUGUCCUCACGAAUUCAGACAAAAGCCCGCAACCCAAUGGUGAGCGACAAUUGUCCUGCUAGUUUCUAAGAACUUCAUCAAAAAUUGUUCGUGUGAGAAAGAAUAAAAUACAUUAUCGAUUAUAUCAAUCAUCGAUAAAGCUGUGUGAACUGAAAAUAGUUAUUCGUUAUGGCAGAAUUCGAGUGACCUUUAUUAUAAAUAUAUUAUAUUUGUUAUUUUUAUUUUAGAAUU